CCGUCGUAGUUAGCAUGGAUCUUAGCAGUCAUCAGAUAACUAGGUCGGUGCGUGUACCGACUGCCUGGACUUGGAUUCGACUACUGGACUAGUCGUAGUAUCCUGCCUGCCAUCCGACGAUUCGACGCCUACUAUCUGGUUCUCUGACUAUCCGUCCAUUUUAACUCCGCUCCGCCGUCAUCUUCGUCCUGUCCACUUAGGCUCCCCUCAUCCUUCUCUUUCUUCUUCUCCCCAGGAACGGCGCCCAUCAGCCUACCGAACUCUUCUCACCCCGGCUGUUCUCUCUUUCCAACACCCCAUUGUCUCUCCCCCGCUCCCGCGUCAUCGUGGUUCCUGCGUGUUCAGUUUCGGCUUGUGGCCGUUUCCGCCGUGGCUUUCCCCGGACCGCUCUCUCCGCGACUCAACGUUCCUGAUCUCAUUCCCCGAUUUACCCCAACCUGAAUCCUUGACGACCCUCGCUCUCUCUUCUACGCUUUCCUCCUCCUUCGCACCUUGUCCUUCUCUCUCUUCCUCUCAUCUGGCGUCCUCGCCCAUGUCCCGCCUUGACUGCGACCGGUAAAUCCCGUUUUCGCCUCCCCAUGCAGCCAAGCGCGACCGACGAGAACACACAUCGAUCAUGAAGGGGCUCUUCUCCCCUCGCCGGAGCAAUGGGGCUCCAACCAACCCUUCGCCCGCGCCGCCACCCAAGAAAGAUCCCCAAACGCCGCAAGUAUCCCCGCUCGAGAAAAGGUUGAAGGAUAUGGGGCCAAUCCGUGGCGACGGUAGUGACAAGUUCUUUGGCAUGGAAAACUACGGAAACACUUGCUAUUGCAAUUCGAUUCUACAAUGUCUUUACUACUCCGUUCCCUUUCGUGAGGCCGUGAUCAAUUACCCGCAGCGCACGCCCGUCGAGAGCAUCGAGGCUGCCCUAGCUCAGAAUCUCCGAUACCAGAACCCCAAUGCGCACUUGGAGGCCGAGGCCCAGGCAGCCAAGCAGAAGGCUACUGCUCCUGCGCCAUCAGCGCGCCAGGCAGGCGUGCCUCCCAAUCAACCACAGAAGCCAGAAGAUAAGGACUCACCGGAAUACAAGAAGAAGGUUGCGCUCCAGACGCUUCCGUUGUUGGAGACCAAGAACAAUGCUGGCAGUUACGGCAUGUCGGAAUCUCUUUUCACAUCUUUAAAGGAUAUCUUCGAGUCCCUGGUGGGCAGUCAGUCCCGGAUUGGAGUGAUCCGGCCACAUCAAUUUUUGGAUGUGUUGCGGCGGGAGCACGAAAUGUUUCGAACGGCCAUGCAUCAGGAUGCCCAUGAAUUUUUGAAUCUCCUGCUAAAUGAGGUGGUAUCCAAUGUCGAAGCGGAAGCGACAAAGCAAUCAUUCAGCGAAAAGAGCCUCCCCUCGCCACCCUCUGAGAGCGCAGAAUCCUUGGGGAUGUUGACCAACAGCACCGGCUCGAAGUCUCCAAACACUACCAGAUGGGUGCACGAGUUGUUCGAAGGAAUUCUGACAUCGGAGACCAAGUGUCUGACCUGCGAGAAGGUGUCCCAGCGCGACGAAGUAUUCUUGGAUCUCUCGGUCGAUUUGGAGCAGCAUUCAUCCGUUACCGCCUGUCUUCGAAAGUUUUCCGCUGAGGAGAUGCUUUGCGAGCGGAAUAAGUUUCACUGUGACAACUGCGGUGGCCUUCAGGAGGCAGAGAAGCGUAUGAAGAUCAAGCGCCUGCCCAGAGUCCUAGCCUUGCAUCUCAAGCGCUUCAAGUACACGGAGGAUUUACAGCGGCUACAAAAGCUCUUCCAUCGGGUCGUCUACCCAUACCAUCUCCGCCUGUUCAAUACGACAGACGAUGCCGAAGACCCAGACCGGCUCUACGAGUUGUACGCUGUUGUUGUUCAUAUCGGAGGUGGCCCGUAUCAUGGUCAUUAUGUUGCAAUUAUCAAAACCGAGGACCGCGGCUGGUUAUUGUUCGAUGACGAGUUGGUGGAACCAGUCGAUAAGAACUAUGUUCGAAAUUUCUUCGGUGAUCGACCCGGCUUGGCCUGUGCAUACGUUCUAUUUUACCAGGAGACCACGCUCGAGGCUGUCAUGCGAGAGCAGGCUCAGGAGGAUGCAGCAUCCACCGCGGCCGCAGCCGAGGCCAGUGACCUGGGCAAGACCAACGGGUUCUCGACAUCGCCGAAUAACUUGGUCCAAGUGCAUAGCGCCGGUUACGUUCCUUCCGAAGAACCGCAUCGGUUCACUCCCAUCAGCAAAAUGACGACGGCCCCUCAGCUCGAGCCUCAUUACGAACACCCCGAGUCCGAUUCGUCUUCGCAACAACAGCCCGUCCAGCCUGCUCAACCUCAACCACCGUUGCCACCCAUCCCCGACGAGCAGCCCCCUGUCUUGAGCGCAAAGAAGAGUGACGUGCAGUCUAAGAAGGAGAAGGCUCGAGAGGAGAAGGAGCGUCGGGCAGCGGAGAAAGAACGGGAAAAGAAUGAAAAGGCCCGCCGCAGAGAGAUCGAGCUGCAGCAUCAGAUGGACGCCAGGCGUGAAGCCGAGGAGCUUCGGCGAGCUAUCGAGGCCAGCAAGGCGGAUGCCAAUGACCUUGGUCCCGAGAACGGAUCUCCCAGAAAGUCGUCCAGCUUCAAUUUCCUGCGGCGCGGUAGCCGCAGCCUGGGCCACCGCCUCAGCAAGGAGAAAGAACCCCGAGUGUCAACUUCGGAUUUGGUCCCCACGCCUGUUCCCGAGACGCCAGUCGGAGAAGCGGCAGAACCUGAACAACAACUAGCGUCGCCAAAGGAACCGUCUCCUAUUUCUAAUCCGAAGAUGGCCUCCCGAGUUCCGGGGCCUCCACCAAUUCCCAAGGAUACCAAGGAAGUAAAACACGAAAAGAAUGGGCACACUCACAGGUGGAGGUCUCUCAGCUUCAAAAAGGCAGCAUGAUGAGUAUCCGACCAUCGUUCAUUUUCCGGAGCACGUCGUUUUUCUUGCAUCUGCCAGCUUCCGAUCGCGAUUCCGGAGAUACCCACAGACCAUUUCAACACCAUCAACCCCUCCUCAUAUCAUGCACAUACCAGCGCAAUUUGCUUCUUGCACAUAGCUUUCCGUGGAUGUAUCACCACCAUUUUACUCACCAUUCUCACCACACGCGCCCUUUGUCGUCCUUCAAUCCUAUUCUCCUGUUGGAUGAAAUGGCCCAGUAACCAUGUCACACCUCCGAGAGGUGUCCCCUUGGGCCCUUCCAACAGACUUGUCUUCCUAGAAUUUCUUGGAACCCCCCCCCCAAUAUGGCUUUUUCUUCUUGUUCUUCUUCUUCUUCUUCUCUUAUUGCUGCUGCGUUGCUGAUUUCUGUAACAUGUACGGCGGCAUGAAUUUCUGUGCCGGCGGGAUCCGUCUAUCCCCAUGCUGGCGUGAAAAGGGGCGUUGUCCAUUUCUUACUGUUCUUCUGGGAUUGCAAAUGCUGGUCAGCAUCGGAUUGGUUUUUGUUCUGUUUUUGGAGGACUCUCAAAUGGCGUUCUCUGCCUUAUUCUUGCUGUCUUAUUCUUUUCCUUCCGAUCCAACCAGCGAGUUUCUUUAGUCUUAUUUGCAUGCCUGUAUCUACUGACGCCGCGUUUUGGAAGUCCCCAUUCCCUUGCAAAGUGUGGUCACAUAGCCUAUGAUUUUCUUUUUUUUUCAAUGAUGUGAUCAUCGUCUUGCUUUCGCCGACACCCUACUGUAUCUUUUAACAGAAACAAGACGCUACAGGCUUUAAUCACAUGGUUCUUUUUGUGUCUCUGUUGAUUCGCUUGUGGGUAUAUACAAGUAGACUUAAGGGCUUUAAAAUGCAUCAAAAAUAAAAGUAGGACAUGGACUGCACCCUCUCUGCAUUCCAAUUCACGUAGAAAGACAUAGAAAAAGGAGCCUCGGAAAACCGUCCUGUCGAUCCCACCAGAUACACCUAAAUAGUCCUUUUUUUCCAAUUUCCCCUUGUCUUAUUUGUUCUUCGCUCGUAUACUUCGUUUUGCAUUGACUUUGUGGCAGAGACUGGAAUCGAUGUUGCCCGAAUUCGCUGAGAUUAUGGGGGGAGUAGGUGCCCACGAUCCUGAAGAAGGGGAGAGGUCGGCCAUAGGUGGGGUUGUCUGGCUUCUCGUAUGAUGGUAUGGCAAAGAAGCACGGCGGGCCAAGAACUCAACCGAGAAUGAGCUCGUAGACGAUGAUAAUGGUAUUGAUGACGAUGAGCGGUACU
Penicillium brasilianum is the source of this 4175-nucleotide messenger RNA. NCBI's taxonomy places the organism in Eukaryota, Fungi, Ascomycota, Eurotiomycetes, Eurotiales, Aspergillaceae. The record is from the annotation of a GenBank genome assembly.